Messenger RNA from Chelonus insularis, 1734 nucleotides. RefSeq names its product RuvB-like helicase 2 rept (gene rept). The record is from RefSeq and is a predicted model, not a curated record. Lineage: Eukaryota; Metazoa; Arthropoda; Insecta; Hymenoptera; Braconidae. Gene Ontology annotation, molecular function: ATP binding; ATP hydrolysis activity; DNA helicase activity. Gene Ontology annotation, biological process: chromatin remodeling; box C/D snoRNP assembly; regulation of transcription by RNA polymerase II. The transcript is spliced from 5 exons. The coding region runs from base 150 to 1541 and encodes 463 amino acids. Gene Ontology annotation, cellular component: Ino80 complex; NuA4 histone acetyltransferase complex; Swr1 complex.
UGACCUAAUAAACAUGUGCAGCAAUAUUUUUUGUAAUUAAACGAGCUCUACUAGUUACCGGCAUUCAUAUUACUUUUUACACGUGAAGCAUAAGAUAUUAGCAUUCUGCAGAGAAUCAAGUUUUUUUGUUCUAAAUAACUAAUAACACGAUGGCGGCUCAAGCAGCAGCAAAAGUUCAAGAAGUUCGAGAAAUAACAAGAAUAGAACGAAUUGGUGCUCAUUCUCAUAUUAGAGGCUUAGGACUAGAUGACAGUCUUGAACCACGUCAUGUUUCUCAAGGAAUGGUCGGCCAGUUUAAGGCUCGAAAAGGAAUAGGAUUUGUGCAGAAAAUGAUUGAAGAAGGCAAAAUAGCGGGACGAGCAGUUCUUCUUGCCGGGCAACCAGGAACUGGUAAAACAGCAAUAGCAAUGGGUUUAGCUCAAACUCUUGGACAAGAUACGCCUUUUACAUCAAUGGCUGGCUCCGAAAUCUAUUCCUUAGAAAUGAGUAAAACUGAAGCAUUAACUCAAGCAAUCAGAAAAUCUAUCGGAGUAAGAAUAAAAGAAGAAACUGAAAUAAUAGAAGGAGAAGUGGUUGAGGUGCAAGUAGAUAGACCUGCUACUGGAGUUGGUGCGAAAGUUGGUAAAUUAACUUUAAAAACCACAGAAAUGGAAACAAUUUAUGAUCUAGGAAAUAAAAUGAUAGAUAGUUUGAUGAAAGAAAAAGUUCAAGCCGGCGAUGUCAUAACUAUUGACAAAGCUACAGGAAAAAUAAAUCGUUUAGGACGCUCCUUUACUCGUGCUAGAGAUUAUGAUGCUACAGGAUCGCAAACUAGAUUUGUUCAAUGUCCAGAAGGCGAAUUACAAAAGCGUAAAGAAGUUGUUCAUACAGUUUCUCUCCAUGAAAUCGAUGUUAUUAAUAGUAGAACUCAUGGAUUUUUAGCUUUAUUUUCUGGAGACACCGGAGAAAUAAAGUCUGAAGUUAGAGAACAAAUAAAUGCUAAAGUAGCAGAAUGGAGAGAAGAGGGUAAAGCUGAAAUUGUGCCUGGUGUUCUAUUUAUUGAUGAGGUCCAUAUGCUUGACAUUGAAUGUUUUUCAUUCUUAAAUCGCGCCCUCGAAGAUGAAAUGACUCCUGUUGUGAUUAUGGCAACAAACAGAGGAAUUACAAAAAUUCGAGGUACAAAUUAUAAGAGCCCUCAUGGAAUACCAGUCGAUUUACUUGAUCGUAUGAUUAUUAUAUCAACAACUCCGUAUGAGGAGAAAGAAUUGAAAGAAAUCUUAAAGAUAAGAUGUGAGGAAGAAGAUUGUGAAAUGGCCGAUGAUGCUCUAACGGUUUUGACAAGAAUUGCUCUGGAGACAUCAUUGCGAUAUGCUAUUCAACUGAUUACUAUAGCAUCAUUGGCAAGUCGCAAGAGGAAAAGUACUAUGGUGAGCAUAGAAGAUGUCAAACGAGUUUAUUCUCUGUUUCUUGAUGAAAAGAGAUCAACGCAAUAUCUGAAUGAAUACCAGGAUGACUAUUUAUACAAUGAACCACCUACUGACCAACCAAUGGAUACUGCUUAAAGUCAUCGCACGUCACAUUAGUUCUAUUGAUAAAACAUAUUUGUCGUUGUAAGUCGAUUAUUUUUUUUUACUAAAUGAAAUUAUUUUUACAACGAAUUCUGGUUUUUGUACUGUUUCAUACUUGUCUAAAUCAUUCCAUUUCAUAUGCUUGAUUGACAUUUCUCACAACAAUAAAGAUUUCUAUUUAUUUAUA